Messenger RNA from Symbiodinium sp. CCMP2456, 759 nucleotides. Lineage: Eukaryota; Dinophyceae; Suessiales; Symbiodiniaceae. The record is from the annotation of a GenBank genome assembly.
AUGCCGCCCGCCGUCUUCACUUUUUACGCGCCGCAUCCCCACACAGUGGAUGCAACUGAAGACGAGAUCUUGCAGCGGCUGGAAAACUUCCCGGUCACGAAUGCUGUGAUUGACUUCCCCAGACAGGGUGGCAAUGUCCAGGUCGAGCCGGAGAUGGGUCUCUAUUGUGACAUUGUCUACACCAAGGAUGGUCGUGCUGUUGAGCGCCUGGUGCCGCGCAGAAUCGCUGCUUUCAAUGAUUGCUCAAUACGACAACUGGAUGGGUCGUCAAAGCUGAGCGAAAAGAAGAAUUGGGGCUUCGGCAGCAAGGGGAUUAGCCUUCGAAGCUUCCGCAUCAACAGCAUCUCCCGUGGCAGCUAUGUGGAUCAGCUCUGCAUGGCAUCCUACAUCAAGAGAGGCGACCAAACUUUCGACUACAGCAUCCCAGCGCCAGCAAGGAAUUACCUUCUUUUCCACGAUGCCUUGUUGGACUGGAUCGUUGAGCGCAUCAACACCCAGACAGACACAGACAAGUGGGAGGAGAUUUUCCCCCGCCUCGUGCAGAGUGACUAUCCCGUGUCCAUGUGGAUAGCGCUGGGGGCAGGCGAAUACACCGACUGGGGUAACAACAACUUCUUGCAGCCGAAGGAUGAGACUCUGGUGCUGAUCUACGAUGAGAAGCGCUACCCAAAAGGGCCCAGCGCGGGCCUUGUGGAGUCUUUGUUCCAGGACUUCGAUGCGCCUGAGGGCAUCAUUGCUCUCCAUCAAACCUUUGUCUGA